AUGGCCGAUGUGGAAAUGCAAGAUGCAAGCUCAGCAAAAGACAAGGCUGUAAAGACCUCGAAGAACGCAGCUGGCGAAGCCUCCGAGGGCAAGAAGCGCUUCGAAGUCAAGAAGUGGAAUGCCGUUGCUCUCUGGGCCUGGGAUAUCGUCGUCGAUAACUGCGCUAUUUGCCGUAAUCACAUCAUGGACUUGUGUAUUGAAUGUCAAGCAAAUCAAGGGUCAUCCACCACAGAAGAGUGUACAGUGGCAUGGGGUAUCUGCAACCACGCCUUCCACUUCCACUGCAUCUCUCGAUGGUUGAAGACUCGACAAGUUUGCCCGCUAGAUAAUAGAGACUGGGAAUUCCAGAAGUACGGCCGAUGA
This is a messenger RNA of Talaromyces amestolkiae, 363 nucleotides long. RefSeq lists its product as uncharacterized. Gene Ontology annotation, cellular component: cullin-RING ubiquitin ligase complex; nucleus. The transcript is spliced from 4 exons. Gene Ontology annotation, molecular function: ubiquitin protein ligase activity; cullin family protein binding; zinc ion binding. The record is from RefSeq and is a predicted model, not a curated record. NCBI's taxonomy places the organism in Eukaryota, Fungi, Ascomycota, Eurotiomycetes, Eurotiales, Trichocomaceae. Gene Ontology annotation, biological process: ubiquitin-dependent protein catabolic process; protein ubiquitination. Bases 1 to 363 code for a protein of 120 amino acids.